AACGGAUCGAGGCUCUCCAUGAUGCAAUCGUCUGGGGUUUCGAUUGUUUACUUCUGCGGAGAGAAAAUCGGAGAGGAAACCUGGAAGCAUAACCUAGUUUGCCGAGAAAGAGUCUGAUAAACAUAAAAAGAACCUGACCAGCCAAUGUGUUUGAGCUACCUAUUCUUGAGAUAAUAUCCUUCUUCCCAAGCUCUCACCCUCAAGCAAGCUUCCAUCAUGUCGUCCGCCGCAAAGAAGCUUAUCGUCGCCGGAGGCAACGGUUUCCUCGGCUCCAGGAUCUGUCAGGCGGCUGUCCACAGAGGAUGGGAUGUGACAUCAAUUAGUCGCUCCGGCCAACCGAACUGGUCUUCCGUAUCCGCCUCCCCCUCCGCUCCCUCCUGGUCGACCGCCGUUUCCUGGGAGCGCGCUGACAUCUUCCGCCCCGCCGAGUGGAUUGCCCUCCUGAACGGUGCUGACUAUGUCGUCCAUUCUCUGGGCAUCCUCCUCGAAGCCGACUACAAGGGCGUCAUCUCCGGUCGGGAAUCUCCUAUUGCAGGCCUCCAGAAGGCCUUCUCGCCCCGUCACACCCCAAACCCGCUCCAGCGUCGUCCCGAUGACGAGCUCCGUCCUCCGACCAACGCGAACCAGUUGACCUACGAGAUGAUGAACCGCGAUAGCGCCAUCCUGCUCGCCAAGGAGGCCGCUAACAAAGGCGUUAAGGGCUUUGGAUACAUCUCGGCUGCGGGAGGAGCGCCCGUGUUGCCGAGCAGGUAUAUCUCAACCAAGAGGGAGGCUGAGGACGUGAUCGCGCGGGAGUUUCCCGACAUGCGGAGUGUAUUCUUCAGGCCGCCAUUCAUGUACGACAGCUCGCGGCCUGUGACGAUGCCGCUGGCGGCGAUGACCAUGGCGGGAAGUAUCUUCAACGGGGCCACAGGAGGAGUGCUAUCAGACUUCUUGGGGAGUGCGGGGACGAAGCCUCUCAAGGCAGAUCUGGUUGCGGAGGCGGUGGUGGAAGGAUUGGACGAUACAGCGGUUAAAGGGGCAGUUGAGGUCCCCGAGCUGGAGACUUUGGCGAACAAGGGUUGGAGGAGAACUAUGCUUUGAGAGCAAAAAAUCGGCUCAAAUGGUCUGUAUUUUACCUGAAUCAUAACCUUGGCAAUGUAUAAAACGAUGAUGCUUGACAUAUAAAAACCAAUAAUCAAUCCUUCAACGCCGUUUCCUCUUCGCACGAAGCCCAGAGUUACCCUAAACCAUGGUUCCUCUCUCAAAGCUGUCCCUAAUCUCUGCCGUGUACUUGUUAUAGAACCUCGACAGCUUCUGGUUGAACUGCUUGUUCUUCUCGUUGAUGUACGUGACGUCCGCGUCGUCGCCGUUGUUCGCCAUGCGCUCCCUCCUUUUCUUAAGGCUGGCCUCCUCGGCCUUGCGCAUAUCGGCCACCAGUCGAUCAACGGCCGCCUUGUCGGGCUUGUGUUGUGCGAACUGCGUCGAGUCUGCCGUGCUAAAGAAGGUGCCGUCCUUGUCAAUCGCAAUCAUCUCUCCAUCCUCUGUCUCAACAAUCUCCAAUGUGCCAGCCGCCGCAGCCUUUUCGAUCGCCGCCAACUUUUCGCGCGUGUACCUCUCCAGAUCGGGGCCUCCCAUGUUGCGCAGUUGCCGCUUGUAGGACUUUUCGGCUUGUUGGUUGUAGUCGCGGAAGGCAGUGUCAUCGCGGUGCGCCUCCUUCUUUUUCAUGCGCUUGUCCCACCGCUCUGAUUCCUCGACCGUCCAGUCCCAAGCCCGCUUGCGCUCAAAGUCGCCCCCGGCAUCUUCAAUGUCGGCUUUCAGCAGCUUGUGGGAGGCAAUCGCGUGGCGACGGCCGAGGGCAGUGAGUUGACUAGGGUCGCUCUGGAGGCGCUGGGAUUCUUUGGUGGCUUUUUUGAGAUUUUGCUGCGAGGAUGACUUGGCGCGGGCUUGGAGGGCACGGAAACGCUCGGCACGCUCGCGAGCUUUGGCGGCCGCAGACUCUGCAGCAGAGGUGGAUGUGGGUGGAGUUGACGAGGACUGAGAUGUUGCUGCGGUGUCAGGUUGUGCGGUCUCCGAGGCUGAUAGAACCGGUGGUGAUGAAGAUGACGUCGUUGCGAGCGCUGCUUCUGUGACCGAUGGCUCCUCCUUGGAAUCGGUCACGGUCUGAUUAUUUGGCUCUGUCGUGGACUCGGCGACGUCGUUUUCUUGUUGAGUGACUUCUGCCUUGUCUUCGGGCUCGGUCUUUCUUUUCUUUUCAGGAGGCAUUUUCAAUAGACUUCGUUUUGUUGAGAUGUGUUGUGUGGGUAAG
This is a messenger RNA of Neurospora crassa OR74A, 2287 nucleotides long. Its product is annotated as NAD dependent epimerase/dehydratase. The coding region runs from base 217 to 1083 and encodes 288 amino acids. The transcript is spliced from 2 exons. Gene Ontology annotation, molecular function: protein-containing complex binding. NCBI's taxonomy places the organism in Eukaryota, Fungi, Ascomycota, Sordariomycetes, Sordariales, Sordariaceae. Gene Ontology annotation, cellular component: mitochondrion. The record is from RefSeq and is a predicted model, not a curated record.